Messenger RNA from Thermothelomyces thermophilus ATCC 42464, 999 nucleotides. RefSeq lists its product as uncharacterized. The transcript has 2 exons. Bases 13 to 894 code for a protein of 293 amino acids. Lineage: Eukaryota; Fungi; Ascomycota; Sordariomycetes; Sordariales; Chaetomiaceae. The record is from RefSeq and is a predicted model, not a curated record.
UUGCCGGUGCAGAUGCAGCUGUUGGUGCUCAUUGGCGCCGCUCUGGUUGCGAGGGCGCUCGCGGCCACCAACGGCCACGAGCUUGCUCUGCCCUCGUACCACUACGGCGCUCCCAUCCGCGUCGAGUGUAUGAACCGGAGCUCGGAAACGGGCGAGCACAUCCAGAACGAAAAGCACGAGAUCGAAUGGGUCCCCUUCCCGGUCUGCAACGAGACGGACCAGCCGCUCGAAUUCCACUACGGCAUCGAGGGCGAGGUGAACUGCACCAUCCCCAUGGUCAGCGACCCCUUCUUCCACCUGCUCGAGUUCUACAUCCACAACGACGCGCCCCUCGCCUGCCGCCUGCCCGCCCGGCCGCCCCCGCACAUCGAGGUGAUGGGCGAGACGCCGCCGCCGCAGGAGUACAUCCCGCUGGUCUUCGCGCUGGCGGGCACCCUGCAGCUGAGCCACAUGCACAUCAGCACCCACCUCAACGUGCUGCUGCACAGCACGCCCAAGCAGCACAUCCACCCGCACGACAGCGGCGUGCUCGACAGCGCCACCGCCUACAGCACCAGCCCGCUCACCCACCUCGAGGGCAGCGCCACCCGCCGCCUGGUCAUCGGCGACCCGCUUCCCCUCAGCUUCAGCGUCCGCUGGUUCCCCACCCCGGCCCUGCCCAAGGUCUCCGGCAAGGUCGAGUGGUCCGGCAUGGGCGGCCACAUCUACGCCAGCACCGUCUUCUACAGCCUGCUCUCGUUCUUCGCCGGCGCCGCCGUCUCGACCGCCUACUUCUUCGGGUCGGUCCUGCCGAGGCGGCUCAGGGGAAGGGGCCUCGGCGGCGCCACCCCUCUCGGAUACGGGUUGAACGGCGUGGGCAACGGCUGGGGAUAUCAGAAACGGGCGGUCGAUUAAUUGGUGGCGGUGGCCGAGGAGGGGACAGUCAAUGGAGCGCAUAGUCACGGGCUUGCCUAUGUGGAAUGUAGUACUACACACAAAAGAUACCAUGGCGUUUUGGGG